Exophiala mesophila is the source of this 1584-nucleotide messenger RNA. RefSeq lists its product as uncharacterized. The transcript is spliced from 4 exons. NCBI's taxonomy places the organism in Eukaryota, Fungi, Ascomycota, Eurotiomycetes, Chaetothyriales, Herpotrichiellaceae. Bases 20 to 1411 code for a protein of 463 amino acids. The record is from RefSeq and is a predicted model, not a curated record.
UCCUGGGCUGCGCUUCCUCAUGUCUGCGAUACCAGUCAUGAGGCUCUUUACCAUCUUAUCGUUGGCCGUUACACACCUCGUCGUCGCCCAGAAUCCUAAUCCGGCUACCUCAUCUGAAGAUGGAACUGCUGCGGCCACGACAGGUUCAGCACCCGAUGCCGCAAGCACCGAACCCUCGACCUCGACCACGUCACAACAGAUCACUCGCACCGUCUCGGUCGGGGGUACGGGCCAUACCUUCAAUCCUGCUGUCGUCCAACUGAGUCCCGGCAAUGUUGUCGAGUUUGCCUUCUACCCGACCAAUCACUCGGUCAUUCGAGCAGAAUAUAAAUUCCCUUGCAUCCCAUACGAGUUGACGGGCAUUGACAAAGUCGGCUUCGACUCGGGAUUUCGGGUUACUGAUGCCAUCCUGCCAGAGCCCGACACCUUUCGGCUCCUGAUCAACGACUCCGAUCCCAUCUUCUACUAUUGUGGUGCUCCCGGGUCAUGCAUCGACUGGCAGAUGGUUGGCGUCAUCAACCCCAACGCCAGUGUUUCGCUCGAAAUCCAGAAACAGUUUGCCGCCAACUCCUCCUUCAUGUUGUUGCCAGGAGAGCCCUUUCCCAACGAGGCCGACACCCCUUUCCCAACGUCUUCGUCUACCUCUUCUGAAACUGCCUCCUCAACGGGCUCCUCAUCGGGGGCAUCUGAGACCUCCAGCCCUCCAGCCGCGACCAGCUCCAGCAGCGGUCUGUCGAGUGGUGCAAUCGCAGGCAUCGCCAUUGGCGGUGCUGCAGUCGCAGUGGCACUGGCGGCGUUUUUGUUCUACUGUGGACGCAAGUCACGUCGAAACCGGGGUGCGGCGGGCGCUCAACCUCCGAUGGCAUCGGCACCUCCAGCUUAUGUACCACCAGGAGGAGGGUUCGACUAUCACAACUCGAUGCAACCAGGCGGCAUGACGCCGACCAUGAACAAGCAUAUGUCGACCAUGUCAACUGGACCAGUUCCACUUACAGACGCUUUUGGUAAUCCUACGGGUCAAUACUCGCAGCCGGGGUAUCCCGCCGGCUUCCCUCCACAGGCCGGGUAUCCCAUGGGCACGCCUCACACAGCGCCGGGCUGGCCUGGAUCUCCGGUGCCAAACAAUGACAUCUUUGGGCAAGGAAGUGUGGCCCCUAGUCAGGACCAGUCGCAGUUCGCUGCAGGAGCUGCAGGAGCUGAGUUGAGUUCACAACGCGCCAGUAGCCCGGGUUCGGCCCACGCACCCACCCCAGCGGCCGCUGGUGGCAUUCAGGGCUUUUUGCAAAGACAGUCGAGGAUGAGCCCGCCGCCGCAGAAUGAAAUGCACGCCCAACAAACUCAACCGUUGAUGUCGAAUCACCAAGAGACGUCCGCGUCUGGCCCGUUUGAGAUGGGCCCUGGAGGUAGAUAAAAUCAUGGGGCCAGCAUGGCGUUUCUCAGAGCUGGGUAGAGAUGGGCUGGGCUGGACUGGAGAGGGGAGGUGGUCCUUUAUCACUUUCGUUGCCAUAUGGACCGGGUUCCACGAUUGAUGACUACAGAGGCUCGCAUACACAAUGGAUUCCUAGCAGGAUUACCAGUCUUUUG